Tarenaya hassleriana is the source of this 1920-nucleotide messenger RNA. Its product is annotated as phosphoribosylaminoimidazole carboxylase, chloroplastic-like. Gene Ontology annotation, biological process: 'de novo' IMP biosynthetic process. Gene Ontology annotation, cellular component: chloroplast. The transcript has 15 exons. The record is from RefSeq and is a predicted model, not a curated record. The coding region runs from base 31 to 1920 and encodes 629 amino acids. Lineage: Eukaryota; Viridiplantae; Streptophyta; Magnoliopsida; Brassicales; Cleomaceae. Gene Ontology annotation, molecular function: metal ion binding; phosphoribosylaminoimidazole carboxylase activity; ATP binding.
CCUAAAAAGUUAUGGCUUGGGAGGAGGAAGAUGACUAUGAAGCCGGAAAAGAUGAUUAUGAAGCAGUCCGCCGCAAUUUUUGUCGCCGGAAAAUCUGAUCCCAUCUUACGUUCUUGGCCUUCUGCUUCUCGAGUCGGGUUUUCUCCGGCGAGAAGAGACCGCUCUUGCCGGGGUUCCUUCAUGGAGAAGCCGCAUAACGUUCCUUCUCCACCGUCGAGGAGAUUCAACCCGGUGUUGGCCUGUCGGGCCACGGCGACGCGUCGCUCUGACGGAAAAUUCCCGAUCAGCGAGAGGAAGGACACGCCCGUUCAUGGACUAUCAGAGAUGAUUGUUGGGGUCCUCGGGGGUGGACAAUUGGGCCGCAUGCUUUGUGAAGCAGCUUCCCAAAUGGCUAUCAAAGUGAUGGUUUUAGACCCUUCUGAGAAUUGCCCGGCUAGUGCAUUGUCUUAUAGUCACAUGGUCGGAAGCUUUGACGUCAGUGCAACGGUUGAAGAGUUUGCAAAAAGAUGUGGAGUCUUGACCGUGGAGAUUGAACAUGUUGAUGUGGAAACAUUAGAAAAACUCGAGCAACAAGGAGUGGAUUGCCAACCUAAAGCCUCGACGAUCCGGAUUAUCCAGGAUAAAUAUAUGCAAAAAGUUCAUUUUUCUCAGCAUGGCAUUCCGCUUCCCGAGUUUAUGGAGAUAGAUGAUAUGGAAGGAGCAAAAAGAGCAGGUGAAACUUUUAGAUAUCCUCUUAUGAUCAAGAGCAAACGGUUGGCAUAUGAUGGGCGUGGAAAUGCAGUUGCCAACAAUGAAAAUGAGCUUUCUUAUGCUGUAAAUGCCCUUGGAGGUUUUGACCGUGGUUUAUACGUGGAGAAAUGGGCACCAUUUGUGAAGGAGUUGGCUGUUAUUGUGGCUAAGGGAAGGGAUGGUUCCGUGGUGUGUUAUCCUCUUGUUGAAACUAUCCACAGGGAGAACAUAUGCCACAUAGUUAAAGCGCCUGCUGAUGUGCCCUGGAAGAUUAAGGAACUUGCAGCUGAUGUCGCUCAAAAGGCUAUUGGUUCUCUAGAUGGCGCUGGUGUUUUUGCAGUUGAGUUGUUCUUGACAAAUGAUUGUCAGAUUUUGCUAAACGAGGUUGCACCUAGACCGCACAAUAGUGGCCACCAUACAAUUGAGUCAUGUUAUACUUCACAGUACGAACAACACUUGCGUGCUGUGAUCGGUCUUCCACUGGGUGACCCAUCGAUGAAAACUCCGGCUGCCAUUAUGUACAACAUCCUUGGUGAAGAGGACGGAGCAACCGGUUGCAAUUUGGCUCAUAAUCUUAUAGCAAGAGCUCUGAGUAUUAGAGGGGCGACUGUGCAUUGGUAUGACAAGCCGGAAAUGAGAAAGCAACGGAAGAUGGGUCACAUUACCCUUGUUGGACCUUCUUUGGGUGUUGUAGAGCAAAGGCUGCAAUGCAUGUUAAACGAAGAAAGUGAUGAAACAGCAGAGACGCCUCGUGUUGGAAUCAUAAUGGGUUCGGAUUCGGAUCUUCCUGUGAUGAAGGACGCAGCCAAAAUUCUCAGCAUGUUCGGUAUUACCUACGAGGUGAGAAUAGUUUCAGCUCAUCGAACCCCUGAGUUGAUGUUCUCAUACGCAACUUCAGCUCGUAGCCGAGGAGUUCAGGUCAUAAUUGCCGGCGCUGGUGGUGCGGCUCACUUGCCAGGAAUGGUCGCUUCACUUACUCCUUUGCCCGUGAUUGGAGUUCCUGUACGCGCGACCCGAUUAGAUGGUGUUGAUUCACUUCUCUCCAUUGUUCAGAUGCCAAGGGGUGUCCCGACAUCUGAAGGACAUUCUUUUGUACAAACGGAUGGCGGGAUUGUUGUGAGCAAUCACAUGAAGGUAAGCUCCGCGGCAUGUAGGGAUGCCGGAAGCAUAUUUGAUGACCUCUUUGAUUAG